AUGGCUUCUGCAAGUGGAUCUGGGAGUGCAUCGGCUAGUAAUACUGGGGUAGUUGUCAAAUCUAGAAAAAAUGCAACUGGAGUUAGAGAUGAUUCGGCAUGGGCACACGGUUAUGAAGUUCCAGGAGAAAGACUAAAGAUUAAAUGCAAAUACUGUAAUAAGAUAGUUUCUGGGGGUCCUUAUAGAUUGAAGCAUCACUUGGGAUGUACCAAGAUUAAUGUGUCACCUUGUAUUGCUGUUCCUGAUGAUGUUAAGAAUAAUAUGCUCGCGAUUUGUAUGCAUUUGGAGGAUAUUUCAAUGAAGAAGAAACAAGCUAGUAGUUGUGGAUUGGAAAAUGAUGAUGUUGUAGACAUUGAUAAUGAUGAUGAAAAUGUAGGGGUUGGUACAAAGAGAAAGGGAAAGGAAACAACUGAAAUCUCUACUUUGUUUAAGAAGAAAAGUUUGAGCAUUCAAAGCAGGCAAGGACAACCGACAAUUAAUCAGAUGAUGAAAAAGGAUUUGAGAGAGGAUGUGUGUAUGCAGAUUGCUCGUUUUUUCUAUACAAGUGCAAUUCCAUUUAAUUGUGUGAAGAAUCCUGAGUUUGAGAAGAUGUGUCAAUUGAUUGGGAAGUAUGGCAUUGGAUUGAAACCGCCAUCUUAUCACGAGCUUAGAGAUAAAUAUUUAAGAAAAGAGGUUGAUAAUACUAUGUCAUUGCUUGAGGAGCAUAAAGCUAUGUGGAGGAAGUCGGGGUGUUCCAUUAUGUCAGAUGGAUGGACUGAUAAGAAGAGGAGGUCUAUAUGUAAUUUCCUAGUGAAUAGCCCCAAGGGUACAGUUUUUUUGACUUCUAUUGACACAUCAAACAUCUCUAAGACUGCAGAUAAAGUGUUCGAAAUGAUAGAUGAUAUAGUAGAGCAAGUUGGGGAAGAGAAUGUAGUUCAAAUUGUCACGGAUAAUGCUGCCAAUUAUAAGGCGGCAGGUGAGAUGUUAAUGGAGAAACGGAAGAAGUUAUUUUGGACUCCUUGUGCAGCUCAUUGCAUAGAUCUUAUGCUAGAGGAUUUGGAGAAGAAAAUUAAGGUACAUGAGCUGACAAUAAUGAAGGGUAGGAAGAUCACAACCUUCAUUUACUUGAGAACACUCAUUAUCACGAUGCUGAAGCGUUUCACAAAGGGUAAAGAUUUGAUUAGACCGGCUAUGACUCGCUUUGCUACUGCUUAUCUGACUUUGGGAUGCCUCUUCGAUAAUAGAAAUGCUCUAAGGACUAUGUUUGCAUCCAAACAAUGGAAAGGGAGUCGAUUUGCAAAGUUAAAAGGUGGAAAGUAUGCGGAACGUGCUGUUAUGGAUAACAGAUUUUGGAAUAAUGUUAAUACAUGUUUGAAGGUUGCAUAUCCUCUCAUUAAGGUGCUCCGCAUGGUGGAUUCGGAUGAAAAGCCUGCGAUGGGCUUUAUUUAUAAUGAGAUGGAGAAAGCUAAGCAGAAGAUCAAAACAAACUUCAAAGAUGAUCGGAAAAGCUAUGAUCCUGUUUGGAAAGUUAUUGAUGAGAGAUGGGAGGUUCAACUUCAUAGGCCUCUACAUGCUGCUGCUUAUUACCUGAACCAAGUUGGCACUACAUAUUUGAUAGAAUUGAGGCGACUUUGGUCAUGGUAA
Messenger RNA from Punica granatum (pomegranate), 1623 nucleotides. NCBI's taxonomy places the organism in Eukaryota, Viridiplantae, Streptophyta, Magnoliopsida, Myrtales, Lythraceae. The record is from RefSeq and is a predicted model, not a curated record.